AUGAGUAGUUCUGCUCAUGACAUCAAAAAAGCCAUUGAUGCGUCGGUGGGCGGAUUGGUUUGGGUCUGCAGGCAAAAUGGUUAUUGGUGGCCAGGUCAGAUUCUGAAGCCAGAUGAAUUGCCUGAGACCAUAUUGCCUGCACCAAGAGCAGGGACACCUAUACAGCUCCUUGGGAGAGAAGACGCAUGUUUGGACUGGUAUAAUCUCGAGACAUCCAAAAGAGUUAAAGCUUUUCGUUGUGGGGAGUACGAUUCAUGCAUUCGGAAAGCUGAGGCAUCCGCAUCGAAUUCAUCAAAGAAGACGGCAGGCAGAUAUGCCCGCAGAGCUGAUGCCAUUAUUCAUGCACUUAAGAUUGAAAGUGCUUGUGAAGAUUUUGACAAAGAUUCCAAUAGUUUUCAAGAUUAUUUGGAUUCAGCAGAGGAAAUGUCGGCAUCUGUAGCAUCAAUUGAGGAGUCGCAUCAUGUGGUUCUCUCUUCAGGUAUGAUUUGGUUGCACGUAUACAAUUCAAUAUGUGGUAAGGUAUAAAUAAAUUCAUAACCAUUAGGCUUUAUUAAAUUUUGGGAUUAUCUUUCAUGUUACAUAUAACACCACUUUGUUUCACCAAAGAUAUGAUCCUAAUAUUUGUA
Molecule: messenger RNA, 626 nt
Organism: Olea europaea var. sylvestris
Lineage: Eukaryota; Viridiplantae; Streptophyta; Magnoliopsida; Lamiales; Oleaceae
Exons: 2
Coding region: 1-525 (174 amino acids)
Source: RefSeq, a predicted model, not a curated record